Molecule: messenger RNA, 1305 nt
Organism: Labrus bergylta (ballan wrasse)
Lineage: Eukaryota; Metazoa; Chordata; Actinopteri; Labriformes; Labridae
Gene: lekr1
Product: Leucine-, glutamate- and lysine-rich protein 1
Source: RefSeq, a predicted model, not a curated record
UGAGAGAAGAGCUGAGGCAUUCCAGUGUGGAGUUGCAGAAAGUCACAGAACAGAAAGAUCACCUAACUCAGCAGCUGAAGGAGCAGAAGAGACAGAGAGAGGCGCAGCUGUGCCAACUGACAGACUCUGAGAACGAGCACAGAGGAAAACUGUUCAGGUUAAAAGGGGAGUUGGAAGAAGAAAAGGAGAGUUUGUUGUCAUGCCAGCACAGGUGCAACACCUUACAAGAGCAGUUGACGUCACUGCACCGGAGAGAGGAACAAACGAACAGGAAGUGCCGCACAGCUGAAGAGGAAGUGACCCGAGCGGGGAAAGCUCUGGAGAAGGCUCAGCAGGAAAUGCGAGAACUAAGGAGAGAAAGGCACAUUUUGAUACAGUCCCAUGAAAAGGAACUGAAACAGAUGGAGGAAUACUACAGAGAGGAAACAGCUCUCAAGUUGGCUUCUUCACUGGAGGAGCAGAGAACCCAGAAUGCAUUGCACCUGAGGGAGCAGGCGGAGGAUCUUCGCAGGGAGGUGGAGUUAGAGCUGACAAUUGACAGGGAAAAGAACCAACUUCUGCAUCUGCAGCUUCAGCAAGACAACACACAGCUUCAGCUGAAGCUGGAAGAGAGAGAGAAAGAGCUGCAGAAACUACAAGAUAAGCUGCAGCAGGAGAGGAGGAGAAGAGAGGAGGAGAUACACCAGGAGCUUCAGCAAGAGGCAUCUCAGCUGAGCCAAGCUAAAGCUGAAUUACAGCUGAUGACUUGGAAGAAUGCUGAACUACAAGAAGAGGUGGUGUUACUCCAAGACACCGUAAGACGGGAGUGUGAGGAGAGGGAGGAGCUGACUGCUGUUUUGUCUCAAGCUCAAGAGGAGCUCCUUGGGCUGCGUUCCCUGGUGUCUCAUCAUGGAUCCUCCAGGUGCACUCCAGACCCCACGGAGAGACAAACUACCCCAGGGAACAAGAAUUUCCAUCUCUAUAGUCAAGCCAGGAUCCCCCUCACUCGCUCAUCAACCUCUCCAAACACACUCGGACCCUCCCUUGGCUUCAAAGGCAAAGACAGAGGCUGGUCCAGAGACGGAGAACAAACUUGGAAGAGUUCUUUGUCCUGUAAUAGUGGUGAGCUGUUAGGUAGAGAAAAGGGGCGAGAGUUGACACUGCCCAGACUGAUGGAGGGCGCUGUGAGCAAUGUCCAACGGAAGGUCAAUCUGAUGAUGGAGAAGAGGGAGAGGCUGUAAUUAACCAUAGACCAUAUGUGUUUAACACUUAUUGCUCCUGCUCAGGCAUAAAAAAAAAUCUAUAAAGUUUUGUUCGGAAUUAUUA